This is a messenger RNA of Fusarium sp. VM40, 2619 nucleotides long. NCBI's taxonomy places the organism in Eukaryota, Fungi, Ascomycota, Sordariomycetes, Hypocreales, Nectriaceae. The record is from the annotation of a GenBank genome assembly.
AUGUCUCAAUCGAUUCCUUCUAGAAUGGAUACCCCCUCUUCAUCCAUCUACUUUACGAGCAGUGGAAGCCAGACACGUCUCGGAGACUCUGCAACACCUAGCACUCACAACAGAAGGCCACGGACCAGUCUCAGCCAGUAUUCGGGUUACGCUCCUUCAGGAGCCAGCACGAGACCAAGCAUAUCGCGACCUUCUACCGUACGCCCCGCAUCAAGACCAGGCACAGCAUCAGGGAGAAAGUCUAGAAAUGGUACAGCUUCUUCAAUUUUGGGUCUCAGCGAAGCGCAUAGUAUUGUAUGUGCUGUGAGCGAGGCUCGUGGUGUAUCUCCCGCCGUAGGCGUGGCCUUUGUCAAUGUUUCUAUCGGUGAAGUCAUCAUCAGCCAGAUUUGCGAUAAUCAAUCCUACGUCAAGACCAUUCAUAAGAUUCAGCUGUCAGCCCCAUCUCGAAUACUCUUCAUGUCAACUGCGUGCCCCCCAAACAACCCGAGUACCUUGUUCUCUCUUGUGCAAAACCUCAUCCCUGAAGCUCAAAUUGAUGCACUGGACCGUUCUGCAUGGUCUGAAACAGAAGGUUUGGAGUACAUCCAUAACCUAGCGUUCAAAGAUGACAUCGAACCUUUGAAGGUGGCUACCAAAGGCAAGUUCUAUGCCAUCAGCUCCUUUGCAGCAGCAAUGAAGUACAUUCAACAGCACUUCUCCAUCAACUUUGUGCCACACUCACUUCGUAUUCAAUAUCGACCAUCCGAGGACACAAUGAUGAUUGACAUCUCGGCCAUUCAAUCUCUCGAGAUCAUGCAGAACUUACGCAGCUCAAAGUCCAAAGAGUCUCUCUUCGGCUUGUUGAAUCAUACAUCAACUCCGAUGGGCAGCAGGAUGCUUCGAAGUAACAUUCUCCAGCCGCCUACUCGUCCCGAUUUGUUUAUCGUUCCUCGAUAUGAUGCCCUCGAGGAGUUGACAACCAACGAGGAAAUGUUCUUGGAGAUUCGGAAAGCUCUCAAGCUCUUUCAUGACACAGAAAAGCUCCUGACUAAGUUGAUCAUUGUUCCCACAUCUGCCGAUGUCCAGCAAGUUGAAGAACAGAUUAACCAAGUGUUGAUGAUCAAAAGCUUUCUCGAGUCCAUUCCUGAGGUCUACACGGCAUUGGGCCCUGCCACAAGUGUUUUACUUGUCAAGAUUCGAGAACUUUGUCGCCCCGAGAUCACCAGUCAAAGUCUCAACAAGAUCCGGCAGACCAUUGAGCCAGACGUCACUUACAUGAAGUCUGCUCUAGAUCUUCGCAAUCAGAGAACCUUCGCAGUCAAGGCAGGUAUCAGUGGCAUGCUUGAUGUUGCUCGGCAGACCUACAAGGAGCUCACGGAAGAGAUUCAUAAACACCUCGAAGCAUUGAAUGAGGUACACAAGAUUGAAGCUAGCCUUAGGUAUGAUAACGGGCGGAAGUAUUGGUUGCGCUUGCGAGCAGCAGAUUUUGAUGACCGUCCUAUACCUGAGCUGUUGAUCAAUGUGGUCCGGAAAAAGGACAUGAUCGAGUGUCAAACACUUGACCUGCUCAAGCUCAAUCUGAGACUUUCUGAUACAACAAAUGAAGUUGUGAUCAGAAGCGACAGUGUUAUUCAGGACUUACUCAAGGAACUUCGUUAUGAUGUCCCACAUCUGUUUCGUGUCUGCGAGUCGGUUGCGCUUAUUGACAUGAUUUCGUCCUUCGCGCAGCUGGCUACCACAAGAGAUUAUGUGAGGCCUGACAUCAGCAGCACAUUAGCAUUAAAGGCAGCGAGACAUCCUGUCCUUGACAAGAGUAUGAGCGGCAAGUUCGUACCCAACGAUUACUACUCCACAGAGCAGUAUUGCUUCCACAUUGUAACUGGAUGCAAUAUGAGUGGUAAAAGUACCUACAUCCGCGCGGUUGCACUACUUCAGAUCAUGGCACAGAUUGGAUCUUUCGUUCCUGCAGAGUAUGCCGCCUUUUCCAUGAUUCAUAGCAUCUUCGCCCGUGUCUCGUUGGACGACAAUAUCGAGAGCAACCUUUCGACGUUCUCCGUCGAAAUGCGUGAGAUGGCAUUUAUCCUGAGGAACAUCGACGACAAAAGUCUUGCUGUGAUCGAUGAACUGGGGAGAGCCACGAGCAACCGAGAUGGGCUGGCAAUUGCGAUUGCCAUGUCCGAAGCAUUGAUCCAAACCAAAGCAUCUGUUUGGUUUGCGACUCACUUCAUUGAUUUGACAAAAGUGCUUGCGGAUCGCCCGGGCGUUCUCAAUCUGCAUCUCGCAGUCACAAGCUCUACAACUGAAGAUGGAUUACCACAUAUCACAAUGCUCUACAAAGCCACAUCGGGUGCCAUCAGAGACGAAGAGCACUAUGGCAUCAAUCUGGCUCGGGCGAUCGGCCUGCCUCAGAGCUUCAUCGAGAAAGCAGAAGAGGUGUCAAAGGAUCUCAAGAGGAAGCGAGAAGCGAGCAAGCGGACCUCAGAAUCAGCUAAGCUUAUAGCCAGGCGAAAGCUGAUUCUCAAUCUCCACGAGGCAUUAAAGCAGGCGAAAGAAUCGGGCAGUGAAGAAGCUCUUCCAGGGUAUCUGCAGCGACUUCAAGAGGAAUUUGUCUCCCGUAUGGAGGAGAUUGAGAGCAUGUAG